Paramuricea clavata is the source of this 5410-nucleotide messenger RNA. The record is from the annotation of a GenBank genome assembly. NCBI's taxonomy places the organism in Eukaryota, Metazoa, Cnidaria, Anthozoa, Malacalcyonacea, Plexauridae.
CCUUCAUGUCAAUAUCAAUCAACAAGUGCAGUUGGCUACAUAUAUAAACUCUUCUUCAUUUUACACAAAUUCAUCUACCAGGAACAUCGGGGAAUCACCGGGAUUUGUAUUAAGAUACACUAUAUUGGCCUACAGUUAUGAAGCUAUUGAUCUCGGCUGUUGUAGUCACCGUUCUGUAUGUUCAAGUUGCUGAAUGCGUCAUUUUCAGUUGGCUUUGGAGUGUUGACCCACUUGAGCAAAGUUCCUUGUCAAAUCACACUAAAGGGAACCCAGCAAUCAAACAGGUAAAUACAAAAAUAAUUUUAUUGAUAUGACAUAUUUUGUCUGUAUAUUUUAUUCAGACUAACGUAUUGAAUGAAAAACUGAUAUACUGUAUAAUUAUUAUGAACAACAGUUUAUGCUAACUAUGUCUAUAAUCUGUGCAUGCAAUUUCAAUUUAUAGUAUAUUAUCAUUUUUAAUAUAAUGUAACAUUUCGGUAUCUUAGAAUAUAUAUAUUAAAGCAAGUUGUCGUUUAAUUAAACUAAAUAAUUGUAAUUAUAAUUAGGAUAGGAUCAGGAUAAAAUCAAUAUAAAUUGGUAAAAUCGUGCAUGUAUAUAUAUAUUCAUUCAUAUUACUUUCUAUUUUAAAUAAUAUUAAUAUAGUUAUGUUGAUACAUACUAUCAAUUAUCUUGUUUUAAUUUCCCAAAACUGUAUAAAAUAUUCUCUAGUAUUUUUCAUUAAACUCCCGUUUCCCUUCCAAAGUAUCAAUCAAUCGCUGGUUGUGGCCAAUACGUUCCGUUCCGUUCCGCGGACCUUUAGUUAUUGAUGGAAAAGUCAGAUUUAAAUCUGAAUAUUAGAAGCGCGGUUUUCUCGGUGUUAUUAUGUUUGUGGCCGCUCACGAGAUACGUGUCGCUUUACAGAGUUGGCGUUUGGUAUACCACAAAGGGUCACGUGACGGUAAAACCAAAAUUGUAAUAGUCAAUAAUUCUCUGAAAUAUGUCCCUGUUGAUAUUUUAACGAACGUCAAGUAUUGAGAAAUUGUGAAACAAUAAUUACAGCAGGAAUGAACAGCAGUAAUAAGAAAUGUUUCGGCAAUUGGUCUCUACGCAACGAUAUUUUUAUUCGCGGAGAAGUGGGCAGGUGGAUGGGGGAAGGUAACGUUGGCACAGAAUCACGUAGUUUUUUGAACAGCCACGUCACAAUUCAUUCGUGUUACUUCAAUAUCGAAAAUUGUGAUUAAGUUGAUUUUGAAAACAUUAAAUGACUUAAUAUACAUUUUUGUAGGCAUAUUGUAUGAAAGAUCGUGAUUGUGAAACAGCGAAUUAUUGCCAUCGUCACUACGGCACCUGUCACAAGUGCAAAAAAAUUGAAGCGAAAUGCAGACGAGACCAUGUUUGCUGUAAAGGAUUCGAGUGCGUCUUUGGCAGUUGUAGAAAGAUUGUUAAACGAGGCAACUACUUAUCAAAAUGUAAGAAAGAUAAACAUUGCAAGAAGGGACUAUGUUGUGCCAAGAGCCAUGGAGAGUUUGUGUGCAAGCCAAUGUUGCGGGAAGAUCAAAUUUGUUCUGUCCUGGAAGGAGGAGUGGCCUACUCUGUAAAUCACGGUUGUCCAUGUGACGAGGGUUUGGCAUGCAAGCGAUGGAGGUCUCGAAAAAAUAGGUAAUUUUGAUGAGCUUUUUUUUUCGUUGUAAUAGCUCUUAAUAAAACUCCUAUAUCAUUUUACACUUCAAAUUUGUCCAAGCACAUAAUGUACAUUGUAUAUUCCGUGAGGCAACCUAAAAAGAAACUAUAUCUCUUAUUGCUUAUGUAAGGGCUUCUUGGAAGUCUCCAUAUCAUCAUAGCACAAGUACAGUAAUGCAUUAGAUGAAUCAGUCUAAAAAGUGCUGUAAGUACAUUCCUUAUAUAAGAAGGUACAUGUAAGGGCUUCUUGGAAGCUUGCAUAUCACAAUAGCUUUUUCUAAAAUUGUUCCUAUUACAUUUGAUAUUUUAAAGUUCUAUGUAAUGGCACUUAAUAAGUGCAUUCCAUGCACUAAAUCUGAAAGAUAAGGACCGUGAGAUACAGUCGAUUGCCGAUUUGCCGUAUGUAAGACAUUCUUGGAAGUUAAAAUUAACAUAUGUAAUUCAUUACAUUGCAUUUCUCAGCCAUUUCGAUGGGCUAACAGACUACCUAUAUAGCUAUAGCAUGUGACUGUCGACAAGAACACAUAAAUAUGAGACAUUUUUCACUCAUAAUAAAUUAUAAUUACUUAAAAUACUCAUAAAUAAUUUAUAAACCUUGUUGCAAAUCAUGUCAGCUAUAACAUGUCACGCGGAGCGACUUUAUAUCUGAUAAACACAUGUAGCAUUAUAUAUUGUUCAUCCUAAUUAGCAUGAUUAUAUAAUGGUUCAUCCUAAUUAGUGUUCUUUUGUAGUCGUAUUUUAAUUAAGCUAUUCAAAGCACUCGUUCAGAGGCGUAGGCAGGAUUUUCGGUCAGAGGGGGCCGGCAAAAACCCAGGUGGGGCCAAGCCGCCAGUGACUCGAGACGCAAAGUUCGCUCAAGAAAAGUUUUUGCGGACCACACAACAUUUUAAAUCUCCCCCCCCCCGUCGAUUCCGUGUCACUCUUUGCGAUUCUUCCGAAGCUUCACCGCGAAGAUUCCGACAACAGUAGAGAGUUUGAGCAAGAAAGCGAAGUCGGACGACGACAAUGUGGACCGUGGUUGACAAUUUUUGCCUGUCUUGCACAUUAUCUUAUGCAUUCUGAGUUUAGAGUCAGGCGUGAAGACAGAUUCGAGAUUUAUAUCUAGCUGUUUAUGAAUGCAGGCCCAAAUCCUUACCCUGAUCAGUACAAAACAGCGAGACAUGAAUCCAUAUCUCGUCUUCGUUCUUCUGCCUUGAAGUUUGUUCCAUUCUCGUACCCAGAGCACUUCUUAUGCGCGGUGCAACGAGGGGCUCUGGCCAAAUCCAUAUUCCGAACUUGCAUCUGAUUGGCUAGUUCUAACACCAGAUAUUGUUUUCUUACCAUAUGGUAUCCGGUUAUGGAUUUGGUCAGAGCCCCUCAUCGCACCGCGCGUAAGAAGGGCUCUGGGUACGAGAAUGCCUUCGUUCACAACGAAAAAUUCGCAAAUAUUUUGGCAAAAUUCGCUGUGAACUUCGUUCCGAACGAAGGCAGAAGGACAAAGACGGGAUAUAGUUUCAUGUCUCGCUGUUUUUUUCUGGGUCGGGGCAAGAAUUAGGGUCAGUAUGCACAAACAGCGACACAUGGGAAGACACGAUGAGCAAUCACCAGUGACGUCCAACUCAGUAUGCGCAAAAUAAUGUACAUGUCUACGGCAAAAAUUGACAAGCAUACGCCUUCGUCUUCGUACUUCGUUGUCUUGCUCAAACUCUCCAUUGACAAUUUUCCGACAGGUCUCAAUUUUCCGACGGGUCUCCCACCCCCCGUCCCCUCCGGCCACGGCGCCACUGCCGAGUCUGCAUUAAAAAUUCACUUGUAAAAGAAAACAGAUUGGUUUAAACUUCAUCUAACCCUCAUUUAAUACAUAUUGAAAUAAUUAUAGGGUUAGAAAAGGUAUGUGCUUCAAGCUGUGUGCCGCAAAUAAGCGAACAAGUGAUUUCAGGUUUCACACCGAUGCCCAGCAAAGCAUAUAUUCUACAGAAUUUUUGCAUUAUUGACAGCAUGAAGCUAUAUAAUCAAGAAUUCCUUUUUUUAUGCAAUACUUUUUAUAAGGGGGCCCCCAAAGUUUUGCCAGGGGGGGGGGGCAAAAUUUUGCCAGGGGGGCGGGGCUGGGCCCCCCGGCCCCAGCCCUGGCUACGCCUCUGCACUCGUUGUCGUGCUUUAUCAGAUAUAGAACGCUCGGCUGCGUCUCGCGUUUUAUAUCUGAUAAAAUACUCCUACUCGUGUUUUAAAUAGUACAAAGUUGCCACAAAAUAAGCUUAUGAGCAGGGGUGUAGGAAGCAUCAAACGAUUGGAGAGGACACCGGCUUCCAGGGGCACUUUUGGAUAUUGAAAAGGACACCUAAAAAUUUUUCCCCGGAAAUGUUGGCGGCGGGAGUGGGGGGAUGGGGAAGAAAAAUUUCUCCGUCAACCAUACCCAAGUUACACGUUUUUGACCAAUUACAUGUUUUUGACCAGUUACUUGUUUUUUCCAUAGAUCGAAAGGGAAGGGUGCUAAGAGAGGUAAAACGAAGGUAAAACGUUGUCAGAGAAUUUAAAUGUGACAUCACAUGGUCAUCUAAACAAAGACAAAUGCCAUUGGUUCGACCUACAUCGACGCUUAAUAUCCAAAUGUGCCAGCUCAAGUUGGAAUUCAUGUAGCAUAUACCACACACAACAAUUUAAGCUUCAUUAUUAAUUAUUGAUAAGCCUGUUAAUUAAUUAAACAUAUAAACGUACCAAUAAAUCAUUGAAUACUGUAUAGCUCAUAUAUCAACUUAUAUAUCACUUAAAACACCUGCCAUUGCAAGCAAGCGAGUGCCUUAAAAUGCAUGGGCUCCUGUCUUAUUUUCCUGGUUGCUUCGUUAUCGGAGUCACAAAGUGGGAUUUCAGGAGACAUGGGCCACAUGCAGUGCAUCGCGGAAUAAUUGGAAGCUUUCGACACUCGUUUUAUUCUUUGUGGAUAGAUUUUAAAGUGAAUAUGAAUUGAAAUUCCUUAUUUUCUUACAUGAAGCUGUAGCGUCACUUAUUUGUCAGUUUCCUGUUUUAAUGGUUUGUUCUCGAGAUAUUUCAAUUUGUUUGAUACGUAAAUGAGUGGGAAUAUGUCCGCUAAUUUAUGACGUCAUGUUGGUUGCAAGUUCUUCGAAAUGGUUGAAUAUCACUGCUAUCAUCCAAGAUGAUUAUUUUAAACUUCACUCACUGGUAAAUGUGAUGAAACACUGGAGAAAAACGAGAACUGAUGUCAACAGAUUUUAGAGUUAAUACAUUUAUAACCAGUGUAAGUUGAGCUUGCAACCAAGAUGACGUCAUAAAUUAGCGGACAUGUUCACACUCAUUUACAUAUCAAACAAAUUGAAAUCUCUCGGGAACAAACAAUAAAAACAAUAAACUGAAAAAUAAGUUAUACUACAACUUAAACAGUUCUUUCAUUUACGAAAAUAAUAAAUUUCAUGUCAUAUCCACUUUAAGUAACUUAUAGAUAAUGUUGGUCAAGCUUAUAGAGGAAUACGUGUGAUAACUGUGAUUCAUGUCAAAGAUAAAAACAUUUUUAUGAAUAAUGUGCAUUAAUAAAAUGCAUCGAUUUUUGGACAAAAUGGAAUUUGUUGUUAACAUUGUAAAAUCAAGAAACUGGUGUACGUGAUACAGAUUUGUGCAUUUCACAUGUACAUUUCACUGAGUUGUUGUUGUGAUGUGACAAAAAGAGUUCAGUUGCGAAAAUAUGAAUAUUUACAAACUUACUGUGAUAUUAUUCUUUCGUAGUUAGUAAUUGCGUAAGAAUGCGCUUAUAUUUUAUGCC